ACUCGUAAUAAGGUCACACAGAGACGGUUAGCAUCAGCUAGCACAGCUACUAAUGAAGUACUGGUUGUAGUUCUGUUGAUUAACUAUAAUAUAUUUAACCAGCGGACACGGGUUGAAGCAGUAAAUCAUGUCUGAAAGCACAGUUUGAACAGUCUAACAGCUGUUCCUCUCUCCAUUCACUCAACAUCUGUUCAACACCUGGAAACCUCAGACUCUCUCAGCCAAUCAGAGCUCCCCGUUCACCCCCUCACCUCAGAGACACCUGACAGAGGAGAGCGAGGAUCGGAGCCCUAAAACUCACCAGAGAGGAGACAAAUCGGAGCGUCGUGGUGCGUUCAGGGUCCUCUCUGAUGUGCUGAACUUUCCCCUUCACGUCCACACAGUCAGAGUUCACAGCAGCCUCUAGUUGUGAAGACACUCCAGCUUCCCGUCUACCCGGUUCUGAUCGGGGUCCGAAUCGGUCCGGAUGGCGCGGCACAGCAAGCUGCAGAAGCAGGUCCUGGUUCUGUACCGGCACUUCCUGCGGGCCGGUCGGGACAAACCGGGCUUCGUCCCGCGGAUCCGCGACGAGUUCCGAGAGAACGCUCGCAUCAAGAAGACGGACGUGAUGCACAUCGAGUAUCUGUUCCGCAGAGGACAGAGACAGCUGGACCAGCUGAGGGACGUCAACACCAAACAGCUGGGCUCCUUCUGCAAACCUGCAGAGAAGAGCUGACCUGGUCCCGAUCCUGAUCCUGGUCCCGAUCCUGAUCCUGGUCCUGACUCACACCAACAAACAAACCUCUCAACACUCUAAAACUGUCAUGCUGAGAUGCUGCAUUCAAGUCCAGUGGGAGAAACGAAUGCUCAGCAUGGAGGAAACAUGAGACGUGAUUAAUCGUGACAUAUUUUGGAUGUUAAAUAUGAAAUAUAAAUGCUUUGGACUCA
Molecule: messenger RNA, 927 nt
Organism: Anarrhichthys ocellatus (wolf-eel)
Lineage: Eukaryota; Metazoa; Chordata; Actinopteri; Perciformes; Anarhichadidae
Gene: sdhaf1
Product: succinate dehydrogenase complex assembly factor 1
Exons: 2
Coding region: 467-715 (82 amino acids)
Biological process (GO): mitochondrial respiratory chain complex II assembly
Cellular component (GO): mitochondrion
Source: RefSeq, a predicted model, not a curated record